Messenger RNA from Paramecium pentaurelia, 1768 nucleotides. NCBI's taxonomy places the organism in Eukaryota, Ciliophora, Oligohymenophorea, Peniculida, Parameciidae. The record is from the annotation of a GenBank genome assembly.
AUGAAUAAAAUAUACUCAAAGCCACUUGAUGAGACUUGUGAUAAUCCUUAAUUACAUGAGGCAACCAAAAUGUUUCUUACAAUGAAUAAGGAGAAUCACACAAGAGAUGAAUUACAUUACAUUUUAUAAAGGAUGGAAGAACUGCCUUACUUUAAACAAUUUGUUUCAGAGAAAUUGCAGAAAGGAACAUAAAGGAAUGAUAUUUUAGAAGUAUUUUUAAGAAUAUUAUUUUUUUAGUUGUGUUCUCGUUUAAGAGUGGAAUAUUUUAAGGGGGGAGAAGUGUUGUUCUAAGAGAAUGAUACAUCAAAUGAUAAACUUUAUAUGAUAUAAUAUGGAGAAGUUAUGUUAAUGAGAUAGAAAAAGAUGGAUUAAUUGAUGUCUUUGUAGAGAUAGAAUUCAGAAUAGGUUCAAUAAACAUAACUAAAAAUGGCAUAAAUUCUAAAUGCUAAGAAAUUUACCAAUAAAAUUAUAAGACAUCAUAAUAUUCAUAAAGAGACAACAAUUUCUAAAGAAGAGAAACAAUAAUUAGAACAUUAAUAUGGAGAAUCUAUAAGGUUAUUGGGUGUAGGUACAGGAUUUGGAGAGAAAGCUUUGGUUGAGAAUAUUCCUAGAUCAUUAACAGUAGCAUGUUAUAGUCAUGAAUUAUUUGUGAUAGUUUUAAAGAAAGAUGAUUUUAUUACAUAUUAGAUGACGUUUGAAAAAACAAAGAAAGAGAAAUAACAAUUAAUGUUCAAAAUAUUCAAAAGUAAAAUGAAUAUUUAAUUUAGAUGUGAAUAAUGAAUAUUCUUCUUAGAGAUUAGAAAGUAUGAUAUAUAGUUGUUAGACUAUUACUUAUGAUAGAGGAACAUAGUUAGCAACAGAAGAUGAUGAUGGAGAUGUAUUCUAUUUAGUGAUAAAUGGAGAUUUGACUUUACAUAAAAGAAUUGAUAAUCGAAAUGUCUCUUUAUGUAUAAUAUCUUAAGGACAUUUAAUUGGAGAAGAAAUUAUAAUUAAUAAGACUGGAACAUAUGAAUAUAGUUGUAUAGUUACAUCCUUAUUGGCUACAGUAAUUGUAAUAGAUGCAAAUGAGUUUAUACAUAAAUUUCCAGAAGAAUGCAGAUUAUAAUUAAUAGAAGAUUAUGGCCCUAAGACUGCUAAUAGAUAGAGAUUAUUAUAAUUAUUGUUAUAGAAAAGGAAAACAUAAAAUUCAUUAAAUAAAGAAUUGACAAAUGAUUAGGUAAGAUUAUUGACAGAGAUAGAUAAUGUAAUUAUUGAUUAGAAUAAAAUUCAUAUUGUUGAAAGUUUCAAAAAAUAAAAAGAUAUUUAAUUGAAUUAACAUUUUUUAACUAAAUAUUCAAAUCCUAGUGUAUAAAAUUUUUGUAUUGCUAAAAUAAUAGAUAGAGAAAAAACAUUUCAUAAAUUAAUAAAAAGUUGUGAAUUUUAAGAAUUUGAUUUUGGUAAUGGGAAUAAUGAUAUUAUCAAAAGAAGAAGAUUUAUGUUAGAAAAUAAAUUAAAUUUGAAAAAAUCACAUGAAAAUUAUCUAAAACCUCAAUUUCAUAUUCUCCCACUAACUGUUAAAAGAGACUUGGUCAAAAAUUUUAGAGUUAAUAAUAAAAAAAGUGUUUGUUAUUCUAAUUUCAAUAUUACAACACUUUAAAAUGUUUAAAAGAAUAAAAAAUAAUCCACUUUAAAAAUAAAGGAAUUAGUGACAAAUAGACCUUCGCAAUAAUAAUUUGAUAGUUAUAGUACACAUAUGUUCACUUAAAUUGAUGACAGACAAUCACUUUGA